Messenger RNA from Clarias gariepinus (North African catfish), 9827 nucleotides. RefSeq names its product creb3 regulatory factor (gene crebrf). The record is from RefSeq and is a predicted model, not a curated record. Gene Ontology annotation, biological process: response to unfolded protein; regulation of transcription by RNA polymerase II. Gene Ontology annotation, molecular function: RNA polymerase II transcription regulatory region sequence-specific DNA binding; DNA-binding transcription factor activity, RNA polymerase II-specific. The coding region runs from base 304 to 2346 and encodes 680 amino acids. Lineage: Eukaryota; Metazoa; Chordata; Actinopteri; Siluriformes; Clariidae. The transcript has 9 exons. Gene Ontology annotation, cellular component: nucleus.
AACAAAACAAACCAGAGAGAAAGAAGACAGCGUGGAUUUGUAAGGAAAUUUCAUUUAAGUUCUCGUACACACGACCCUCCCCGAAGCGUGAAGAGUUUCUCUGACACCUGUAAAGCCUAGUUACAGAGAAUAGAGGAGAAAACCACAGCCAUACCCGAAUGUGUGGCUAAGGCAUUAUUAUUAAAGAACGAUUUUGUUGUCACAUCGAUUUUUCUGCCAGAGACUGACAUAAAAACAAGGGAAUUGUGGGAAGAGAGGUGGCAGAAAAGUUUCCACCAAGGAACCAGGGAUCUUUUCUCGGCAAUGCCUCAGCCUAGUGUCAGUGGAAUGGAUCCUCCCUUUGGGGAUGCCUUUCAAAACUACACUUUUGCUGACCAGGCACUGACCAGCACUGACCUGUUAGCCAACAGCUCUGAACCAGACUUCAUUUAUGAAUUGGACAGAGAUAUGACUUGUCGCCAGAGCCCUGGAAGAGAGGUGUUUGAAGUCGAGGACUGUAAGGAGUUUGACAAUAUGGAAAAUCUUCCAGAUCUAAUAGACAAUGACGUGACCUACAGCUCCAACUUUGAACAAUGGGACACCUAUUGGGAAGACCUGACCAAGUACACUCGCCUCACUAGCUGUGAUAUCUGGGGCACUAAGGAGGUUGAUUUCUUGGGCUUGGAUGAUUUCUCCAGCCCUUACCAAGAUGAGGAAGUCAUAGGCCGUACACCCACCUUGGCCCAGCUCAACAGUGAGGACUCUCAGCCAGUGUGUGACAAUUUAUACCUUCCAGAUUCAUUGGGAGGCCAAAAGCAGACUGUGUUCCCUCCAACUGCUAUAGGCAAGAAAAUGGGCAAAACCACCGCUUCUGUCACUGGCACCUCCUCCAACCACAGUACACUGCCGGAUUACGCUGAAGGUUCCCAGAAAGCCACAUGGCCAGUGGCCUCAAGCACUGAGACUAUGGCAAAGGCCCAGAUGCAAGGGCCUAGCAGGGUUGCAUCUCCACAGCCAGAGAACACAGAUUAUGUACGCAAAGCCAAAGUUCGCAUUAGCGUACCACGCAAGACCUUUUUAGAGGGUUGCGCUCAGCAGAUCAAUGUGUCUGCCAGCUCCCAAAUUAUCAAAGAGCAUGAGUCAAGUGCCUCUUUGAUCAAUAAUGCCCAAACAGCCACUAUUAGCACUCCAUCUUCUCUGAUUCCACCGGUUGGUGAGAAAAGAGUGGAAACUAGUAAACGAGAAGCUCCCUGCGGCUCUACUCCAGAGUUGGGUUUGUCAAGAGGAAAACCACAGAAAAUAAACUUCCCUGUGGCGGGCAGCAGUGAAACCUUGCUCACCGUGAGUGCUCUUGGAGCUGACGCCACUGCUGCAGCCGAGAAGAAGAAAGAGGAAGAGCACAACUACUCACUGUUCCUGACCAGGGCCAGGCUCGCAGGUAAAGCUCCCACUGACAUGGAGGAAGACGAAGAUGAGGAAGAUGAAGAGGGAGAGGAGGAAGAGGAAGAGGAGGAGGUGGAGGGGGUGGACUUGGAUGAUGAAGACCAUGAUGAAGGAUUUGGCAGCGAGCACGAGCUUUCAGAAAAUGAAGAGGAAGAGGAGGAAGAAGAUGAUGACUAUGAGGGAGACAAGGAUGAUGACAUCAGCGAUGCGUUCUCUGAACCAGGAUGUGACACUGACAUCGUAGAGGACGUUAAAGGCCUGACAGCUGGAAUUUCCAGAAAGAGGGGCAAGCGCCGAUACUUCUGGGAAUACAGUGAGCAGCUUACUCCAUCUAAGCAAGAACGUAUGCUAAAACCUUCGGAGUGGGACAGAGACACCCUUCCUAGCAACAUGUAUCAAAAGAAUGGCCUGCAUCAUGGCAAAUACACACUAAAGAAGUCACGACGGACAGACGUAGAGGAUCUCACCCCUAACCCACGGAAGCUGCUUCAGAUUGGAAAUGAGUUGCGCAAGCUUAACAAGGUGAUUAGUGACCUGACCCCUGUUAGUGAGCUGCCUCUGACUGCUCGUCCUCGGUCUCGAAAGGAGAAAAACAAAUUGGCAUCCAGGGCCUGCAGACUAAAGAAAAAAGCUCAGUAUGAAGCCAACAAGGUCAAGCUGUGGGGUCUUGGCACUGAAUAUGAUCGAUUGCUGUUUGUAAUUAACACCAUCAAAGAGGAGAUUGUGAACCGAGUUCAGGAUAACUCGAAUAACAAUGGGACAAGCAUGGCAGAGAAGCUUGACAAGCUCAUAGAGGAGACACUAGUGCAGUCACCAGUAGCUGGCCAGACUUCAGACUUUGUGAAUCAGAUCCUUGAGAAUACAGGCAAAGGUGACCCCACUGGAGGUCUAGUGGGACUGCGUGUGCCCACUCUUAAAGUGUAGAGGCAUACAUAUAGUAUUUGGAAGCACACUCGAAGCCAUCCGCGCCAUUCCUGUCUCACACUGUAACGGCCCGACACUCUGCAUGCUCAUGUCAACAGGAGAUGCUCAAAAUGCUUAAUGUGGAUACAUGCAUACGAACACCUGUCCGUCUGUGCAUACGUAUGUAUAUGUUCACCUUCCACGCACCUACAGAAAUCUCUGCACUCAGUAGUCUCUUUCCUUCCUACGUCUGCAUGUGGUUGGUUAAAAAAAAAAAAAAAAAAAAAACCUCCAUCUGCAAGCCACCAUUUUGCAAAAUUCAAAAGCCAAUUUCUAAGAUACCUCCUGGAAUUGUAAUGUCCUUUUAGAGAUGAAGACAUAACUGGUUCCUGUUGUAGCCAUUUUUUUCCUUAUGUCCAGCAAAUGCCCCUUUACUGGAUUCAGAAAGCAGAGGUGUUCUCUUUAGGGAACACAGUUACAUUCUGAUCAUUCAUUAAAACGCCUGGAUAGAAAAAGACGUUUUAGAGAGAUCAACUAAAUCACCUGGUCAACUGGUGAUGUAAGAUUUUCAACAUUAAACCUCUGCUUUUGUAUUCUAGUGUUGUUGCAUUUGCAGAAAUGAAGUUACACAUUUAUAUGCCAACUCUUAUAAAGCCAAUGCAAUCACAGAAACAUGCUAAUCAACUACCUUUAUUGGGUACCAACUUACAGAUUGACGGUAGGCAUAUAAAUUUAGGACAGGGGUACAGCAUGACCAUUAGGAUAGGACUGGGCUUAAAUGUUCUGUUCCUUAUAUCUCGGUGGUUUCAGGGUGACUAGAGACAGAUUAUUGACUGACUGGAGCAGAUGGUCUAAUUAAAUGUCCUUCUUUAACUGGGAAGAACUAUUAUUUGUACUUGUGACUCCACCCCACUUCAAUCAAAGUUCCCGCACAUCAAAUGAUCCUGGACGUUUUCUGAAUUUGCAUCGAAGGAGCUCAAAAGUUGACUCACCAACUCGGUCUUGUUCAUAUUUGUACUUAUUAAAAGUAAGAUUCAUUGUGCCUUGUAGAUGUUGAGACGAUAACGAAUCUCACUUGAAAGCAAGUGAAGCAUGUUUCACGGACAAGAAGUGGAGUGAGGCAAGUCAGACUUGCAAGUUUGUAAUGUAUUUCAGCUCGAUAAAGAUGAACGUAGGAACAUGAAAAAAUGUUGAAUUAUGCCACAGAGUCUGUGCUAGGUAAAGUACGAUGGCUUUGACAAAUAUUUCUUUCCUCUCUCUAUUUUGGUACUUCAUUUAAGUGGAGAAUGGAUGUGUGUGCUCGUGAGUGUGUAUGUGUUUUGGGGGGUUUAUUUUAAGACAACUAUUCAUAUAUUAAAUACAAAAAAAAGAGAGAUUUGCACACUAUAUUCUGAUUGUUUUGUUUUGUACCAAAGACACAUGCAACGUAAAUUGGCAACUAGCCAGUUUAAGUAAGGUUUUGCACAGCUAACCUGACACCGUAUUGAAUGUAGGAAAAAAAAAAGUUGUAGGGUCAGGGAUUUUCAACGAACUGUGAAAUUUGCUUGGGUCCAAUUAUCUACAGAAAGAAGCAUUCAUUCGCAUCCUCCUAGAGCUCUUGUGCUGUUCUUCAGCUCUCAAGUUGAAGUGUUGCUUUGGAAACCUUUGUACUAGGAUUAAGCAGUUCAGUUUCCCACCAUUGCAAUUUUGUCCAUUAAUAUGCUUUUACAUCUGUAGAGCUGAAGAUGCUUUUGUAAGUACAUACGUAUGACAUUAUCAGAGUACCAAAAUGUCUUUUAUUAAUUUCCUUUACAUUUAUGGAGGAGAAUAAUCAUGCAGCAAAGGAUUAUUUUUGCCUAUGUCGUGUAUAGUCCAGAACUCAUAACUACGCCAACUUGUAUAUGUAUUGAUAAAAUGGUACCUUUUCAACAGAUAUGUUAAUAAGCAUGAUGCAUUUCUAUAGCUUUAUAUUCAGCGAGUAAUCUGAAAACUAAGAAACAAAAGACUUAUUCUCUGUAUUUUUGUAAUGGUUACCUUGAUGUUGUUUUUUUUUUUUUUGUUUGUUUGUUUAAUGUUCUAUGAGCAUAUCUAUAAUCCCUUUUGGAAAAGGAUGAAUUUAUCAUCAGCACAUCAUGCUCAAAAAUAUUUCCAACAUGGACCCAGUCAUAGGCUCUUCCUAGUCUGUACCUAAAUGAGUGCUUUAAAUGCUGGAAAGCAUUCUGAGAAAGAGAGAGAGCUUUAUAGCUGCACCGUGAUGGCUAGCUGCUGCACCUUCAUACUUGUCCAGUGUGAAAAGCUACUGCACUUCCCAAUGCAGAACUUGAUUGAUAGUUUUGGUUUGUCUUUGGUUUGUUUGUGAAGCUAUUAUUUUUGAUUCAAUUAAAGAAGGGAGAAUAUUUUCCUCUACAACCCCCUAUUAUAUUUAAGCUAAAGAUUUUCUUACACAGUAGUACCUUAUAGUUGUUCUCUCUAUUUUUGUCCUGUUAUGUUCGUUUGGCAGCAUAGUAGAUUUUGUAUAUACCAUUCAUGUUAGUGGCUAUUGUAAUUUGCAGUGUUCUCUUUAUACGUAGAAAUGAGAUAUAUCUUCUAUAUUUAUCUUGUGUAUAUACAAACGUACUAUAUUACAUGUAAAAUAACUAAAGCACUUUGUCUAGACAAAAAAAGAAAAAAAAAGGAAAAAAAGCAUUCUUUUCCUUCCAUCUCUGCUGCUAAACCGGCCUUGUUUGAAUGCUGCAGUGAGUACUUGACUUUUACCAUCUUAACCAGGACAGGUUGACAGUAAAGUCUCGAGAGGACAGGCCCCUGUGUGACGACAAGAAGUCAAGCGUCACAAACUCCAUUUGCCUUUAGUAGACAUUUCCUAUGGAAAAGUGCAAAUUCUUCUUUGUGUUCUUCUUCAGGUCGAUGUACAGUAUUGACAUGUUUUCUCUGGACAUUACCAGAGGUGAACAUUGUUCUCAAUAAUUUUUUAAGUAAUUUGUACUUAAUGGAGGAAAUCUGAGGUGUUUGAGGAAGCGUCUGCUUCUUAUUAGUGGCUCAGAAAAAAAAAGAAAAAAAAAACUAUAUCGCUGUACUGUAAGGCAAAUCUCUUUGCCAUAGGGAAUUAAUCAGAUAACAUCCUUUUUGCCUUUCCAAACACCCAUCCAUUCUUGAUAGAAGGCAAGGCUUUACAAGCUUUGUUGCUAUGACAACUUAUCCCAGCCUUCGUCGUGCCAUCUUGAAUUAAAGCUUCUUAGCCUGGCGUUGGCUCUUAAUACUUAUGACCAAUUUGUAAUUAAAAAGAAAAAAAAAAAUCGAAAAAAAAAAAAACCUGCACACAACAGAAAAACACUUGGCAAGUCACAAUGAGCAUGGGGGUUUAAGGUGGAGGUGCAUGUUUAUAAGUCAGUGGCCUGCUGUAGUGGGAACGUAUCUGUGUUUGUCUUACUUGUUUCUUGCGUUUGACGUGACAUUGUGAGUUUAAGUGUUUAACCCGGAGACUCUGUGGCAUUCGAACAGUUAAGGAAAUGGUUAUUCAAAGCCAGUAAAUUUUUUUUGUUGUUGUUUGUUUGGUUUUUAAAUUAAAGCAUGAAAAGAUCAAUAGCAUCAUGUGAAUUUUACAUAUAGUUUAAGUUAAAGUUAAUAAGGGGCCUCUGCUGCAAACCUGAUUAAUCUUCUGAAAAUCUGAACUUUUACUGAUCAUUAUUUUAUAAUACACACUCUUAAGCUGCAAUAUAUUUAAAAUACCAGUUGUUUAGUGGAGUACAUAACAUUUAUUUUGCAUGUGUUCCUUUAUUGUAUUUGCUUCAUACUCCAACGAUACUGCUUUCUCAAAAUAGAAUCUACGAUCCAACCAGCAACUUGUUUAUUUUCUUUGAUGUAUUGGUAUUUGCAUAUUAUCCUAAGUCUCAAUCACCAUUUCAACUUCCUUAUUACUGGAUUGCAAUCUUAAAACGAGUAAGCUAUCUAUCAAAUCCAAAUUGUUUGCUUCUUCUUGUUGUCUGCACUAUAUUAAGAAAAAUGAAAAUGAAUGUUUGGGUUGAAGCUGCUUAAUCAUUUUGUAAAAUUGUACAGCACAUCAGUAACCAUUCCUUACUUUGUCUGAUUUGUGUGUGAGCCCACUCAAAACUAAAUUAUAUAUAUUUUUUAUUGUUCAAGUAUUUGCCACUGUAUUUGUAUAAAGAACGGCCAGUUGGAUCCCAGUAGAAAGUUACUGAAACAUUUCUUGCAUCAUUUUCCAAAAUGGCUACAGUACGCAUUUGAAAAGAGAGAUGUUUGCAUUUUGGCAUGCCUUUUUUUUUGUUGGUGUUUUUAUUUUAAUUAAAAAAAAUUGUGUGUGUGUAAAUAUGUGUCCUGAGCAUGUAAAAUACAUUGCUCUAAAUGGUGCAUUUUCUAUGUCUUUGUAGUAAAAUGGGACAUUGCUUAAGUUUUCAGCUUUUCCCAGUAAUGUUUGCGUUUUUUUUUUUUUUUUUUUUUAAGUACUAAGAAAUUGUAACUAAUAAUGUUCAGGUUAAGUCCAAAAGUUGUUCCUUAUGGUGGCCAUAAGUUACUAUAAUAAGAUUCUAAAUGGUUUAGCGCAUUUGACAAAAAUUUUAUGGAAGGCAGUCUGUCUUACUGUUGCUAAAUAAACAUGCCCAUUCUAGUGUAUUUAACCUAUUGAAUGGUUGUCCGUUAUGUUGUUUUGUCUCUUUGUUUGUCAUGUAAUGAACCUUUACCAUGCAUUUCUGCUUUUAAUUUUAUCACUAAUUAAAAAUCGAAAAAUUGUUUCACAGAAGUCAGAUUAGAUGAGAUUCUGCUUAAACACCUUUGCUUUAAGAGUGCUGUAGAUUGGCAUUCCUCAAGCUUAACUAUGCUUAUUAAUGUUCUUUUGUUGUACCUCUUCAAAAAUAUCUCUGAUUGUCAUUAGAACGUGAUGACAAAGUAUGAAAAUUGCGCUUGCUGACUUCCUUCACUUCAUACAGUACAGAGUAAUCAACCAUCUACUGAGCCUGUGUUGAGGACAAUAUGAGUAGAGAGCAUACACACUGAUCAAGUCACUGACCUUAAACGAUGAGCACAAGGGGGUGUAUUACAGAUGCCGCAUGGACUUUGACGUAGAUGAAAUACAGUGGCGCUCCAGUUGCUUUUGUGGUUACAAACACUCAAAACUGAAAAAGACCAUCAUUGCACUUGAUUUAACUACAAAUUACAAAAUUCUUCUAUAUAAAUAUGAUGCCUGCAGAAUCAGGUGCCUUAUUCAGACAAAAGAAAUAUCUAAACUUGAUUUACUGAGGUUUUAUAAGAAAACAAGACUUUAGCCCGUUAUGCCAAGUAAAUAAUUUUUUUUUUACAUUUUUUUUUUAUUGUGUUGAGCUUUCUGCCGAAUGAGAGCUGUUGCUGCUUUGCCUCAGACAGUUUUCAUGUAAAGUUGAAUGUAGUCUUCCUUCAGUGAAGUCAAUUCAAUAAGUUAAGCUUGUACAUUUUGACUUGUGGAACAUUCUGGUCACGAGACUAUCCAAAGAGUGCUGCAUUCAUGAUGUAGAUUUCUUUAAAAAUGUACACUUUCUUUUUUUUUUUUUUUUUUUUUUUUGCAAAUCAGUGAGUGAAUGCAAAAUUCUGAACGUUUAAUUUUUUUUUUAUUUGACGUUGCACAUCCUGUAAUUUUUUUUUCCACCUCGGCUUUCUAACAGUGAUAUCUGGCUAAAAUAAUUCCGGAAUGAUAAAUAAGGUCUUGCUGAAAUACAUUUAGCAGACCUGUUGUAGGCUAAAGACUUUCUUAGGAGCCCUCGAAGGAGCCUGGUAGAUCUGCCCUGAAAAGACAUUGUAAGCAUUGUGUCCUUUCACCGAUGUUCAAGAUAACUGUGCCUCUUAAUUCUUCUGGUUCUACUGUUCCUUUGAUUCCUCCCAUGAGGGACUUGACUGGAAUGGUGUUCUACAUGGAUCAGCAAAGAUGAUCUUUACCAUUCAACUCUCCAACAAACAGAAAUUCCAGUUUUCCAAAUACAAAUCAAUGACACAUUUGCAUUGUUUGACGUAACCCUAGCGGAAAUCCUGUUUUAGCGGGUAAGAGGGCAGUAAGAGUGUAUGUUGAUGUUCCACUUGUGCAAGAUGCCGACAGCUUGUUUUCCCUGUACCUGACCGUCUCCAUUGAGAAGUCCACAAUCUUCUCUCCAUAACUGCAUGGCUUCCCUCCAUGCUUUUUGGAGGUAAGGAAGUUCUUUGUUUGUGCAAAACAAAACAUGGACUUUGGGUAGGAGUCCCGUCUCACCGCCCAUUGGUGCUGAAUUUUCUGAAAAUACAUACUUGAACAUCCUCAGUGGCAUGAGAGCUGUGACUUGGCAUCUGUUGUCAGGCUUAUGAACUUUUUCUUCCCCCUUGCAAGAAACUGUGUGCUGGACAGUGGUCAGUUUGACAUCACCUGGAUCCACUGCGAACACCCGUGCCAAGGUCCUCAUUAAAGGAUGACUGUGAUGGGCAUGGACAGAACCUGCAGUUGGGUGGGAGAGGGGCGUGUAAAUGUAGCGGUGGUAGCUCUCUUUGUUUGUUUGUUUGUUUGUUUGUUUUUUACUUUGAGGAGGACGUUGGAGCGCUAGUAGGGUCACCUGGACUGUUGGCCCCAAUUUUCUCGACUUCACCCUGAACACAUUCAGAAGACGACCACACAACCUGAUAAUAACAACAGACCCCUGUGUUAUUUUUCUGAGAACCACACUCACACAUCAUACGGCAAUGAUUUACAUCUCCUUCCAAACUUUGCCAAAGUUCUAUUGUUCUUCGUAAUGAUUGACCUUCAGUGCGUGGUUUGCAAAAAAAAAAAAAAAAAACACCACAAAAAGGUUUCGCUUGUUUUUAAAAUUCAUACAUCAAUUUUCAAUUAAAGGAAUUGUCACCUAUUUGGAAAAACAACACAGUUCAUAACCUUGUUGUAAUGCUUCUGAUGUUGUAUGGUAUUCUACUAGAUUACUAAAUUAGCAUGGGAUCUUUAAGUAGCUAGUACUGUGUGUGUACUCCCCAAGUGUAAAAUCUUCUUUUCUUUUUUUUCUCUCCCCACAGUAGGAAGGCUGUAUUUCAUUGCUAACUGCUCUGUUCUAGAUCUCUUGGUGAUUCUAAAGCAGAAACUUUUUUUUUUUCUGCAGUGUAUCCUACUGAAACUAACAGUUACUUGAUCCUAUUAGCAAUGUCUAUAUUUGUAGUUCACAUAUAUGCCUGGUCAAAUACAAUAUCUUAACAGUUGUUCUAUUUAUGUUUCAGUGUUGUGCUGGAUUAUGUUUUCUUUCUCACAUUUUGUUUCUUUCAUUUUAAGAGGCACAACUGCUUGGAAAAAGAACUCUUUUUUUGCACAUUGUUAAUGUACAGAUAUGAAGUAGGCUUAAAAUCAGUUGUGAUCAAUUUUGAACAUGUGUCUACUUGUGCUAUUGUGCCUCUGUUUCUUUCUGAUUUUGUAUUCUCCGUAAUUAUGUCUCUGCAUUGUAUCAGCCCGGAGUUGGUACCACAAUUUUGCUUGUAUCCAUGAUAAUCUAAUGCUAUUAUUGAUUUUAAUAUCACAAAUAAACAUUAGAUACAGC